Fraxinus pennsylvanica is the source of this 2019-nucleotide messenger RNA. NCBI's taxonomy places the organism in Eukaryota, Viridiplantae, Streptophyta, Magnoliopsida, Lamiales, Oleaceae. The record is from the annotation of a GenBank genome assembly.
AUGGGUGAUGCGGAAGAACACGUGAUUGCUGCAGCCUAUCACGUGGUGAAGGCGCUUGAGGCUACUAAGAACUUGAAUUUCAGUAAUGAUGUGAGAAGACUUCUGGCAGAUCUUGAUGCUCACUUGUCCACGAUGUCCCCAGUCGGUGAGAAUGAGGUCGAGAAGACUAGAGACAUUGAGAACAGGCUCCGGUCAGCUCAGGAAAAGAUCACGGGAUUGCAUUCAAAUCACUCGAGGAUUUGGAAUUCCGGUCCCAUGAUAGUUUCAGAAUAUUUGCAGGCCGUUGAUGAGGUUCGGAGGUUGAUAGAAACUUUAGAAAGUUAUCCCUCCAAGAAAACUUGGAAACAAAAGGUCCUUUUGGAUCGAGCUCAAUGUACAUUGCAGAUUGCAAUGACAAGGCUCCACGACGAACUGGUCCAUAUUCUUGCUCAGAGUAAACAAAAUUUUGAGCAAGAAUACGUGUUGCACCCCACUUGUGAAGAAACUUCUGUUUACGAGGAAUCAAUUGUUUCGAAUGGGGGCGAUUCAGUGCAAGAGGAUCUGUCUCAGAGGGAGAGCAGCAGCACAGAAACUGAGGAAUAUGUAAUGGAUUUGGUCCAUCCAGAUGUCAUUCCUAAAAUCACGUCUAUAGCAAACAUUAUGUUUGCUUCACAUUAUGGUCAUGAAUUUUGUCAGGCUUUUGUUCGAUUCUGGAGAGAUGAAUUGGCUGAGUAUUUGACGAUUUUGAACGUGGAACAAUUCAGCGUUGAGGAUGUGCUGCAAAUGGAGUGGAAACGUUUGAACUCCAUAAUCAGGAAAUGGCGUCGAGCAAUAAAGAAUGUUGUUGGAAUCUAUCUUGCUAGUGAGAAACGCCUAUUCGACCAAGUUCUGGGAGAAUAUGAAAGUGUUAGUUCGACUAGCUUGGUUGAGGCUUCAAAGGCUUCUCUGUUAUGCCUGUUGAACUUUGGCCAUGCUGUUGCAAUUGGACCACAUCGACCAGAAUGGCUUUAUUGCUUACUCGAUAUGUAUGAGGUUUUGGCUUCUCUAAUUUCAGAUGUAGAAUCUCUGUUUCCAGAAGAGGCUGGGUGUUCCAUUAGGAUCGAAUUUCACGAUCUUUUGAGGAGACUCGGGGAUUCAGCAAAGACUAUCUUUAUGGAGUUCGGCAACCACAUUGCCUCUCGUGCUUCUAGAACACCUUACCCAAAAGGUCGUAUCCACCACCUAACCAAGUAUGUAGUGAACUACAUCCUGUGCUUUGCAGAGUAUGGUGAUACCCUCAAUUUGCUUCUUGCAGAGAAAGAUGGGGUAAAUUUGGAUAUGGGUUCUAAUGAAAACAUUGGGCAGUCGACUAUCUCUUGCCCAGUGGCUGUUCACCUGCAGUCGGUGACAUCAAUUUUAGAAGCCAACCUUGAAAUCAGCUCCAAUCUAUACAUAGAUAGUUCUUUGAAGUAUAUAUUUAUGAUGAAUAACAUCCAUUACAUGUAUGAUAAGAUCAAGAACUCCGAAGUCAGGAGAUAUUUUGGUGAUGAAUGGAUUCGUAAACAUAUUGCAAAAUUCCGGCGGCAUGCUUUGAGCUAUGAGAGAGUCACGUGGAGCUCUGUAAUUAGCUUGAUAAGGGACGAUGGGAAAACUGGAAAGGCAACUCUAAAAGAGAGAUGCCGGGAUUUCAAUAUUGCUUUUGAGGAUAUGUAUAAGAUACAGACAGCAUGGUUAGUCCCUAACGUUGAACUUCGCGAAGAGUUAAGGAUCUUAACUUCGAAGACAGUUAUUCCUGCAUACCAAAACUUUGUUGUUAACAUUACCAAUUCUAUUGGUGAAAAGUACAUUAAGUACACUGUACAUGACAUGGAAUCUUACAUCUUGGAUCUGCUUGGUGGUUCGCAGAAGUCGUUGAAACCAUCCCGGAUGAAGGAGGAUACUUGGAUGAGAGUAGAUGCAUGGACCAUAAGCUUAAGCUGGCUGCGGAAGUCUGCAGCCUGGCCUACUAUGGCACAGGUUGAGGAACGGGACCAACUGGGCCUUGGCAUGGCGGGACCGUAG